This is a messenger RNA of Aphanomyces astaci, 2742 nucleotides long. RefSeq lists its product as hypothetical. Lineage: Eukaryota; Oomycota; Saprolegniomycetes; Saprolegniales; Verrucalvaceae. The transcript has 5 exons. The record is from RefSeq and is a predicted model, not a curated record. The coding region runs from base 1 to 2742 and encodes 913 amino acids.
AUGGUCGGCACCGCGGCCACACCACUGGCACGGCAGGACGCGUUGGGAACACGCCUCCAACUGCACGUCUAUUCAGAUCGUCUACUCAACGCGGCGGAUGCGUACGACCACGGUGCUCGUCUGGACGGACUCACACUACGGUGGCCGCCCACGGGGCAGCCGACGCUGGACUCUGCACGUGCCACCGGGUGCAUCAUGCACACUGCGCCUGCUGAGUGCGAGACCGCGCCUCCUCCAUGGCAAACACUACACCACCAGUCGUUUCCGACACAGCAGGGCCACUCCACCAGACCCAUUAACCUACCAGCCGGGGACGGCAGUGUCCACCACGGGGGUACACCUACGGCACAAGGUAGCUGGGCAGUGCAACAUGGCGCGACCAUUGUCUACGGCCGCACUUACUGCAACCCCGAGGACCUCUCCUCAACACGUUGUGAAUCACACGCGAUCAUAGCUGGCAACGUUCUCGGCCACGAUCUCGGCACACAGAUAUGUGACAAUACGAGCGCUGGGGCCAUCCACCGCGCCGCACGCCGUCGGAUGCUGAAACCGUGGCCGAUCCGAUACAGUCACCCUUUCUGCGCAGAACUCCGGGGCCUCAUGUCGGUGAUGCGUCCAUGCGGCUCUUUCCAUACUGUGUGGGUCCGAUCUCACCAGAAACAUGAACAUACCACCGACCGGCAACUGCAAGCACAACGGGAGGCACUCGCGACAGUGGACACACUGGCUACGGAGGCUCAUCACAUUGCUAUGCCCAACCCACAAACGCUUCCCAUUAUACUCGAUACUGGGCAACUCAUCGGUCAUGGGAAACACACUCCGCUGGCUAGGCAACCGGCUCGCCACGAACAAGUGGGCGACCAACAAGCGGCUUACUCCACGGAUCGCCGCACUAUACUGCCCACCGGGCUCGAAACACCAGAGAAAAAAAACGACGUGUGGUGGAAGAGGGGCCUCACACGGUUCUACUGGCGGACUAUCGCGAUGACUUUACAUACCAACGCAGCGAAACACCGGUUGGACUGCCGUUGGGGUCCGCACUGCCGACUCUGCUAUGAAAACCCGCGCGACACGGUCGGCCACCGUUUCGGGAUCUCGGCACCGACAUGCUCUGAAUCCGGCCACCUCGACAGCCGUCUCGGACACCGACUGCAUAAAACAUGCACGAUGAGCUGGCUACGGGACCAGCACAUAUACCCACCACGGAUGGCAAUUACGUUCGAUUUACCACUGGCCGAGGCAUGGCACGAAAAUGAACGGCAACGGCCCACACACAGUACAACAUACCAACCCAUGAUCAUACUCACCGGCUCCUGGCACAUGCAUGGGCUCCACCUCUCCCGACUUACGCAGCUUCCGCUCGCCAGUACCUCCGCCGGCGAACUUAUUUCCCAAAUACGGUGGGAAAACAUGCAACUCCGCGCCGGCCAAUACGGGUACAUCACACCACGAUGGCUGGGCCGUACUGCGCUAUCCGCUCAACCCCUUCUAGCACAGCGCGAAAUAUGGCUCGCACAACAAAUGGGCACGGAACAGCCCGCUACAUACAACGGCCCUUGGGACAGCUGCAGUACACGAAAGGACGACGCCCCGGCACUAGGUCACUGGUUCUGGUGGAUCGAUGUUAUACUACAAGGCCGCACCGACCAAUGGUGGAGGACACUCGCAAACGAAAUCACAACGACGGCUGCAAUGGCCGGCCCGUAUGAGUACUGGUGUAUCUACUACAAAAACUCCACCGGUCACCGCACACUGGACGCGUCAGGGGCCACGUGGAACCUGCACAUCACGGCGGGGCAACUACGAAUGCGCCACCACUCCAGAAUUACGUUCUUAUCGCCGCCGAGAUGGGCUGGGCUGACAAAUAUGAACAAGACUCCGACACACUGGGCCCACGCGCUUCAGCACUGGGGCCAAAUGACGUGGCUCAUGAAUCCACCGCGCAACACUCUCCCCAGCCCCCCACCGGCCUACACCCAGGGAAUCCGAUGGGAUGCCGAUAACGACGGCGACCCAGAAGACCCGACGUGCCACGAGGUGCACAGCUGGCUGCGAGCCAGCUUUCCACAUAUAUACCGGGCACCAGCCGCAUGGCAACGGCUCCCGACUAUGACUAACAACACACUACAAAGGGCCAUCGCACUCUCUCUCACCCCACGACUCGGCAAAGACUUUCACCGCCGAUGGUUCACUACCCAUUGGACUACACUACACGCGUACUGGACCCACACGUAUCACGAACAAUACCUAGCUACCGCACUGGACGGCGAUACCGCACUAGCACAAGCGGUCAACACCGGCAUCAUACAACGCCACCGGGCUCACGAUGACACCCCGGCUGCCAUGGACACAAACCUACGCCAAGCGAAAGCCCGCCGGACCCGUGACAUAGACACAUGGCUUGGGCAGCGGGCACAAGGCCUUAUCGACAACACCGCCGCAUCACACGACCAACAAAUCGCUACACGAACGCGACGACGCAGACCACCGCGCCGACCACCGGAAACAAGCUCUUUUGACAGGGUCAGUCGCGCCGGGCAACCGCGUCACUUCGAUUACAACCCGUUGGUGGCGGCGUUCAAGCUUGGUGCAGACCCCAAGCACGUCGUGUCACUGUGGAUCAGAGCGUCGGCGUACGUUCCGGGUGCCACACGCGAGGUCGUGGACAAACUGGCGGCGUUCAACAUGGCAAUGUUCAUUGACUUGAACGACAAGUGCUACUCGACACCUAAACCGUGGUAA